This is a messenger RNA of Quercus robur (English oak), 531 nucleotides long. RefSeq lists its product as uncharacterized. NCBI's taxonomy places the organism in Eukaryota, Viridiplantae, Streptophyta, Magnoliopsida, Fagales, Fagaceae. The transcript has a single exon. The record is from RefSeq and is a predicted model, not a curated record. Bases 1 to 531 code for a protein of 176 amino acids.
AUGGAAGGUUUUCAUGUUAGCAUUACAGAGGAAGAAGCAGUUUCAGAUUUCGUCCUUGUUGCAAAUUUGAACGUGGAGGCUAUUGCCAAAAAUUUCACACCCAUAUGGAGAAUGAAAAACGGAUUUAGGGUGACUAAAGAGAGUGAUCAUGUGGUGCUCUUUACUUUUUAUAACCAAAAUGACAUGGAGCGAGUCCUUAAUACAGAACCAUGGAGCUUUGAUAAGCACCUUAUGGUUUUACAUUGGUAUGAUAAAGAGGUUGACGUUUUGGAUAUUGAUUUUAAUAUGGCUAAUUUUUGGAUUCAAGUACAUGAUUUACCAAGGGCUGUGGCUGAAAAAAUUUAUGGUACUACUGGUUUGGUGGACAAGAACACGGAGGAGGGGGAAAUUAUGGGCAAUGGUUUUAUUCAUGUAUGGGUUAAGGUGGACAUUUCAAAACCUUUGUGUAGAGGCCGAGUGCUUUCUUUGGAGAAUAGUAAGGAACUUUGUGCCUCUUUCAAAUAUGAGCGGCUACUAAACUUGUGUUAUUAG